CCCCACCCUUUCGUUCCCUCCACUCGGACCGUACACCCACCCCCCGCCUCUCCCAUCCACUCAUUCUCGCCACAUCUUCCAUCCAUCCUCUCCACAACACCGUCUCUUGCAAGUCAAUCAGGAGCAUCCCAUCUCUCUUCCCACUCCGUCUGGUCGCUUCAAGCGUCACAAGGCGUCCCUCAACGUCUGUUAUCAACCAGAGUGGAGGGCAUCCAUCUUGACUCUUACAACAUCCCGUUCUCCCUCCACCUCCACCCCCCUCCACCGCACUCGUCCACCUCCAUCCACCCUCACCAGGCAUCCUCUGGCCACCUCGAGACACCCCCCCCACCACUCCUUCACACCGCUAUGCCAGCCCGUCGCACACCCCAAGUAGGGCCCGACGGAAGUCCGCUUCCAGACACAAAGGAGAAAAUGACCUUUGGCUGCGCCUUCCCUGGGUGCGGACAGACAUACAGCCGCAUGGAGUACUUGAAGCGGCAUCAGCGAAAACACCAAGAUGAACGCCCGUUCCAAUGCAAGGACUGCACCAAAGCAUUCGCGCGAAGCGAUGUUUUGCUGCGCCACCGCCGCCGCUGCCAUCCCACGCCCCCGCCUCGGGACCGUUCAUCGCAUUCCCCCAUGCCUCCGGUUCGGGCAGCCCACCCUUCGGUGCCUAUCUCGUCUUCGCGGACAUCCGACCGUGAAGCUUCCCCUCGUCGUGCAGGUGCAAGUGGGACUACCGCCGGUCGUAAGCAUGCCCGCUCAUCGGGCGGCUCGGCCAGCGAGCACCCCAAUACCCGGCCCAGAUUGAGACUCAGCGAGGAGGAAGAGGACGAGGAUAGAUACGGCUCAAGGCUAACGCGCAAUGGCAUGGGCAAUGGCGGAGUCUUUGGCGUGUCCAACAACUACUACAAUGGAAACCCUGUCUCGACAGAUGACUACACGCCGGGUCUUCUGCCCAUGUUCCAGAACGCCACUGGCCCUUACCACAACAUGCACGAUCCCAAUCACCUCGAAGACGCUUCAGUCCUGCUCUCCAUGGCAUACCCCGGCGGAGUCCCCGGAUCCAAUUCAAACAAUUCGGAAACCAGCCCCGCCGACGCCAGCACCAACUGGGAGAGCGCUGACGCUGCCACGCUCAACCUCUUGGCAGGCGACACCACCAAUGGUGAUGCCGCCGCUGCUAUCGAGGCGGUUGCCGCCGCCGCUGCCGAAGAGGACGCCGACAAGCCCAACAAAACCGACUCGAGUUUUAACUCGGGCGCCGCCGAUGACCCGGCUCGGCCGGCGGCGCCGGGAGCUUUGCUGCCCGAGUCGAUGGGAAACGCGCUCGCUAAUGCCAUGGACUGGCUGGCUGGCGGCGCUGGUGUUGACAACUCGCCAGAUGAUUCCGCCAUGUCUGAUGCGUCGCGUCUACCCCACUUCAACAUGACCUCUCUCUUCCCACCCAACUUUGGUUCUUCUGGGCUCAACUCGGGCUCGAUCUCCAACGAGACCACUGCCAUGGCUAUCGCCGCCGCUGCGGCCGCCGCUGCCAUCCCUGAAGAGCCAAUCAUGACCACCACCUUGACAACAACUAGCACCGACAGCAACCACAUUGUCAGCAACAGCAGCAGCGAGGAGAAUGAGACCGCCGCCAUGGUCAGGGCCAUCCUCGAACAGCUUUACAAGAAUGAGGUCCCUGAGACUCGGUCGAACCCCCACCCCGAGCGUCCACUACUCCGGAUCGCUAGUAAAGAGGUGCUGGUCCGCGCAGGUGAUGAGUGCCCUAAAAGCUCGCGCUUCUACCUGCCCGCAGACAGAUUCACGGGGUGCUACCAGAUCCCUCACUGGGCUCUGCCGCCACUCCGCACGCUGUCCGUCAUGGCGGCGCGCACGUACUACUCGGUUCUCAACCACUUCCCCUUCGUCCACGACCCGACCUUCCAGCUGAUAGAUACGGCAGCGUGCCUAGCCUUUGCCAUCUGUACUGUCGGAGGCAUCCGGCUGAGCAAAGCCAACAAGUCGACCAGCAACCUCCUGAUCGGCGAGAGUCCGGCUGCCAGCGCGCCGUCCCCGUUGUCCGCUGGCGGCGUUUGGGAAGGCGUCGGCGCCGACUUUAAGGUUGCAGCUGACGCCGAGGAUCCCGAGGACCAGCGACGUGUGCUGGAGUGGGAAGCUGGGCAGAUCGUCCGCCACGAGAAGACGAACAUGCUGGUCAAGUCGUUCUCCCUCGCACAGGGCGUGCUCAUGACUGACUACAAUGUUGCGCUUCUCCAGGCGCUCAUCCUCUACCACGCCCCUUACUUCCUUUCUAACAACGAAAAGGAGCGCCGCCAUGCCAACCUGUUUUUGGGCACUAUUGUCAACAUUACGCGCCAGAUCGGCUUCUUCCAGACGGGCAUGGAGCACACCGACCCGAACUCGCACCUUCCUCCGCCCGACUCGGCCCCGGCGGACCUUGACCGGGUGUGGCGUCGCUGGAUACAGCUCGAGUCGCGCCGCCGCACCGCGUAUUUGGUUUACCACCUCGACACAGUCUCAGCACUCGAGUCGUCUAUUCCGCCUAUUAUUACGCCAUCUGAACUCGCCAGCAUCCCUCUGCCUUCGCCCAACACGCUGUGGCAGGCAGAGACGGCUCAGGCAUGGGCCAAGGCGGUGCAAACCUACCGGCCUAUGACGCUCGAUGAGGCGAUGCGCCGCACCUUUGGCCUCCCGUCGUCGGGCAGGGUAGACGAGGUUCCCAGCAUCAAGGAGUUCCAGCGGGACGUAUUUGCCGAGGGCGAGUACGGGCCAUUCGCGCGCACAGCAGUCGUCAUGACCCUCGUUCGUGGGGUCAUGGACCUUGGCGAGGGGCGCCGUGACCGCGGCGACUGGAGGGACUUGACUGACCUGUGGUUGUCAACGGCACACCUCCGCCCAGCCGACACGUGCUUCUCUUCUGACGGCACCGACCUGGGUCCUUGCACGCAGGAGGCGCUGCGCGCCCGUUUUGCGCUAGCGCUCCAGAGAUGGCGUGAGGGCUGGCUGCACGACACGAUGUGCAACAACCUUUCCGCGAGCACAAGCCCCUCGUCCGAGGUGCUCACUCCCAAGCUUACCCUGGAAGUGCUGAACGGCGACCACUCGCCUCGUCCACAUGGUAAGCUCGCGUACUGCGAGGAGGCGAUGCCGUUCUUCUUCCUCGCGCAGGGCUUGCUUAGCAAGCUUGGCUCGGCGCCGGGGCGGGACGGCAAGCAUCGCCGUAACGCGUUUGCCGAGACGUCAUACUCGGAGCUUCUCGACGCAUCGCGCACCCUGGCCCGUGCGGGUGCAACGUAUACCCCGAGCCCGACUAAUCCGUAAAGUGUCUGAUAUUGUAUGAUUAGCAACGGCUGGUGAUCUGGGCUCGUCGUUCGUAGUUGCUACCCAUGUAGAGAUUGAUGGAGCGGUGUGUGGGUG
Cutaneotrichosporon oleaginosum is the source of this 3402-nucleotide messenger RNA. RefSeq lists its product as uncharacterized. Gene Ontology annotation, biological process: regulation of transcription by RNA polymerase II; DNA-templated transcription. Gene Ontology annotation, cellular component: chromatin. The record is from RefSeq and is a predicted model, not a curated record. Gene Ontology annotation, molecular function: RNA polymerase II cis-regulatory region sequence-specific DNA binding; zinc ion binding; DNA-binding transcription factor activity, RNA polymerase II-specific. Lineage: Eukaryota; Fungi; Basidiomycota; Tremellomycetes; Trichosporonales; Trichosporonaceae.